ACUAAGUUAGGUUAUGAGAGUAAGAAAAUAAAACACAAUUGUUGUGUUGUGUCUCUAUUGUAAAAGACUAACAAUAAUUAAAUAAAAAGACUUUUACCAACAGAUUCGAAGGAAUAACCUGAAUAAUAAUCAUGCUGUAUUUAGAAGAUUAUUUGGAGAUGAUAGAACAUCUACCCCAAGAAUUGAGGGAUCGUUUUACAGAGAUGAGGGAGAUGGAUUUGUCUGUUCAAAAUAAUAUGGAUGACAUGGAGAAACGUGUGAGGGUGUUUUUCAAUGAAUGUAAACGCUAUCAAAAUAGUGAACUUCCUCCGAAUCUGGAACAAGAGUUCAAGUCGAUAAGGAAAGAGUAUUACAAAACAUUGGAAGAUGCUGAUGAAAAGGUGCAUUUGGCCAAUCAAAUGUAUGAAUUAGUAGAUAAAUAUUUGAGGAGACUGGAUACAGAACUACAUAAGUUCAAAUGCGAAUUGGAAGCAGAUAAUAAAGGUAUCACUGAGGUCUUAGAAAAACGAUCUUUGGAAUUAGAUGUUCCAGUAUCAGCAUCCAAUAUAUCAGCGCAGCAACAAAAAGAAAAUAGAUAUGAGAGUUUCAGAUACCGCCCAAGAUCAGAGAGAAGAAGGGAAAGUAACAAUUCUCUACCAUCUUAUGUGGAGAAAAGACAAACUAUAGCACCUACAGCUAUAAUUGAGACAAGACAUUCCAACAUAUCCCAAGCAACUCAAGUUGCAUCUAAUAAUGUAGCGUAUAAUUUGGGACAUAUAGGGGCAGGACCUGCAAUCGCAGCAGCUGCCUCUCAGGCCAUCGCUGCUACUCAACAGAUGCAACAAGGACGAAGAACCGCAAGUUUGAAAGCAUCCUAUGAAGCUAUUAAUACCGGCGGUCAUGGCCAUGAAUUCAGUAUCGGGAGGGAAUUAGCGGGAGCAGCUCAAACUGCUAUUCAAGCUAUCCAACAAGAUCAUGCCAAUAACAGAAAGAAGCAGAAGAAAUGGUCUAGCAACAAUUUGUCCAGCUCUUCUUCAUCGACUUCGGCUGUUCAAGCAAUUAUUCAGCAGCCUGUCGUUGCUCCCGUGGUGGAACCCCCACCUGUUGAUAAUUCCUUGCAGAAUGCAGAGGUGACAGAUGGCGAAUGGACUUACGAUCCUAACGAACCUAGAUACUGUCUCUGUAAUCAAGUCUCGUACGGAGAUAUGGUUGCUUGCGACAAUGAAGAUUGUCCGUCAGAAUGGUUCCAUUAUCCGUGCGUGGGAAUCACUGCACCUCCAAAAGGGAAAUGGUAUUGCCCUGGCUGUACGGCGUCGAUGAAAAGAAGGGGAGGUAGAAAAAAUUAGAUAGUCUCGAGUGUAAGUGUGUAGUUAUGAAAUAUUAGCAUAAUGUCCAAGUGUCCACGUCCUAAUUUUUUUAUAUUACAGCAAUAAAAAUUAUUGUGUUUGA
This is a messenger RNA of Coccinella septempunctata (seven-spotted ladybird), 1428 nucleotides long. RefSeq names its product inhibitor of growth protein 3 (gene Ing3). The record is from RefSeq and is a predicted model, not a curated record. The coding region runs from base 132 to 1325 and encodes 397 amino acids. Gene Ontology annotation, biological process: regulation of DNA-templated transcription. The transcript is spliced from 8 exons. Gene Ontology annotation, cellular component: NuA4 histone acetyltransferase complex. Lineage: Eukaryota; Metazoa; Arthropoda; Insecta; Coleoptera; Coccinellidae.